AUGUCCUACUGCAACAAAGGAGAGGCAUACUUUAUUCGUCAACUUGUGCUGCUGCUGCAUAAAUCCUUCCAGCAGCAGCAGCAGCUGCAGCAGCAGCUGCAGCAGCAACUACAGCAGCACAAGAGCAUUAACAGGGAUAAAAAUGAACAGCAACAGCAGCAAGAGGAGAAACAGCAGCAACAGCAGCAAGAGGAGAAACUAUCCUUAGCAGAUGUAGGUAUUAUAUCCCCUUAUAGGGGACAAGUAGAUCUAUUAUUGUCUCUUAUUAAGGAGACAAAAGUGUCUCCUUUGCCAGAGAUAGAUACAGUAGAUGCAUACCAAGGAAGAGAGAAAGAAAUUAUUAUUGUCUCCUUUGUUAGAUCAGGCACACUGCAGCAGCAGCAGCAGCAGCAGCAGCAGCAAGAUGCUCCUGCUGCUGCUGCUGGGUGUGGGGCAUGGGGUGUAGGGGAAGCAGAUGCAGCGCAGCAGCAGCAACCAUUAGAUAUAUUUAGCUUACCUAAACCAUCAAUAGACACACCAGCAGCAGCAGCAGCAGGAGCAGCAGGAGCAGCAGGAGCAGCAGCAACAGCAGCAACAGCAGCAACAGCAGCAAAAGGGACAUCAACAUCAUCAGUAUCAUCAGGAGGAUCAGCCCAAUCCUCCUCAUCAGCAGCAGGAGCAGCAAGAGCAGCACCAGCAGCAGCAGCAGGAGGAGGAGGAGGAAGGAACCGUAGUCUAGGGUUUGUUGCAGACGAGAGAAGAUUGAAUGUGUCUCUUACUCGAGCAAGAAGGGCCUUAUGGUUAAUAGGAGACAGUUUGCUGCUGCAGCGCAGCAGCUUGCUGCAGCGGCUGCUGUCCUUUAUUAAAUCUGUACCUGGUGCUGCUGUUGAUGUAUUACAAUAUGUUGAGCAGCAGCAACAGCAGCAACAGCAGCAACAGCAGCAACAAGGGCAGCAGCAGCAACAGCAGCAGCAGCAGCAGCAGCAGCAGCAGCAGCAGCAGCAGCAGUGGUCUACAAGAGCAGCAACAAAAGAAGAUAUUAAUGCUUUUUUUGCUGCUAUGCAUAAACAAACAUAUAUAGCAAAUAUACAGCUAUAUAAGCAGCAACUGCAGCAGCAAAUUAAGCAGCAGCAGGAGAAGGAGCAGGAGCAGCAGCAACAGCAAGAUAGUGAAUCAUCAAGUCCUUCUGCUGCUCCUGCUGCUGCUCCUGCUGCUGCAACAGCAGCAAGAAAGAGAAGAAGCAGCAGCAAUACGCCACGUGGGCAUGAACAAGGAAUGUCUCCAACAAGGAAACGAAGCAGCACCAGCAGCAGCAACAGCAGCAACAGCAGUAGCAGCAGCAGCAGCAGUACUAGCAGCAGCACCAGGAAAAGAAGCAGCAAAGACAUGAACAGCACCAGCACCACCAGCACCACCAGCAGCAGCAGCAGCAGCAGCAGCAGCAGCAGCAGCAUGCGACAGGCCCAGCCUAAUAUAGAAAUACCUCAUGGUGUCUCUGAGCUGUCUGCAGCACGGAGAGCAAGGCAGCAGCAGCAGCAGCAGCAAGAGCACCACAGGCUGCAACGGGACCAGGAGCAGCAGCAGCAGCAGCGGCAGCAGCAGCAGCGAAGGGAAGAAGCAGCACACAGUGAAAGCAACAGCACGGUGAGCUAUAGGAGCAGCAACAACAGGACCAGCAGCAACAGCAGCAGCAGCAACACAAACAGCAGCAACACAAACAGCAGCUCCAGCAGCAGCAAGAGCAGCCGUAGCAGCAGCAACAACAGCAGCAGUAGCAGCAGCAGCAGCAGCAGCAGCAGCAAGCUGCCUGAUUCGGGAAUGGUCAGACGCACAGGAGGAUGGUCCUCUCUACGUAAGGCGUCUUAA
Molecule: messenger RNA, 1845 nt
Organism: Eimeria maxima
Lineage: Eukaryota; Apicomplexa; Conoidasida; Eucoccidiorida; Eimeriidae
Exons: 1
Coding region: 1-1845 (614 amino acids)
Source: RefSeq, a predicted model, not a curated record